Molecule: messenger RNA, 912 nt
Organism: Leptidea sinapis
Lineage: Eukaryota; Metazoa; Arthropoda; Insecta; Lepidoptera; Pieridae
Gene: Alg14
Product: UDP-N-acetylglucosamine transferase subunit ALG14 homolog
Exons: 1
Coding region: 234-878 (214 amino acids)
Biological process (GO): dolichol-linked oligosaccharide biosynthetic process
Cellular component (GO): UDP-N-acetylglucosamine transferase complex
Source: RefSeq, a predicted model, not a curated record
ACUUUUAAUAAAAUAUAAAGAAACAAGCGGCUCCAGUUGCGCGGACGUUUCAAUGGCUAAUUAGUUUUAAUUAUAUUAUAAAAUCAAAGGCUCACCCCGCUCAAAUAACUUAAUCAAAGAUAUAGUAUGUACCAUUCUUUACCAUAAUAAUUAUAUCUUAAAUAAAGAGAAAAUUCUUGAGUGUAAUUCAGAAAGUCUUACUUUGUACCUAUAAGAAUUGGAACAUUCCGGAUAUGGAUUCGAAUAAUUUAGUGCUUUUAACAAUUAUUACAAUUUUCGGCUCUUUGUUGUUGAGAGUCCUUUAUAUUUUAAUUAAAAUAUACGCUCAGCAGAAUAAACUUAAUGGCGAAAAGAAAUCAUUAAAAGUUAUACUUUGCAUUGGAUCCGGAGGACACACUACCGAGCUAUUAAAAAUUGUAACUAAAAUGAAUUUAACCAAAUACAGCCCAAGGCUUUACAUGAUGGCUGACUCUGACAAUAAUAGCGAAGCUAAAAUUAACUCCGCUGAAAAGGAUACAAAGGACUAUCAAAUCUGCAAGAUUCCCAGAAGUAGAAAUGUACAUCAGCCAUAUAUGACAUCCAUUUUCAGCACUCUCCAUGCUGUUUUGUACUGUGUUCCACCAAUAUUAAGAUUUAGACCAGAUGUUAUAAUUUGCAAUGGCCCUGGAACAUGCAUUCCAAUUUGUUUUGUUGUGUUUUUAAUGAGAUGUUCUUACAUUCUAGAUUGCAGAAUAGUGUUUAUUGAAAGUCUUUGUAGGGUAAGAACUUUAUCAUUAUCUGGGAAGAUACUACAAUUUAUAGCCGAUAUUUUUGUAGUGCAGUGGCCACAACUUCAUAGGGUGUCUUGGAGAACUAUGUAUUUUGGUAGACUUACUUAAGCUGGAUUAUAAAAAAUAAAGAUAAAUCGAAUUA